This is a messenger RNA of Vitis riparia (riverbank grape), 870 nucleotides long. RefSeq lists its product as uncharacterized. The annotation marks the transcript as partial. The record is from RefSeq and is a predicted model, not a curated record. The transcript has a single exon. NCBI's taxonomy places the organism in Eukaryota, Viridiplantae, Streptophyta, Magnoliopsida, Vitales, Vitaceae.
AUGCCACCAAGAAGAGCAGCUUCUUCACAAAACAGUCAGGCUAAUGAUGAUGUACCUCCAGUUGAGGGUUUGCCUCCUGUGAGUGCAGAAGGAAUCUAUAGGUAUCUUGGGACACUAGCUGGUUUAGUUGAACGCCAAGCUCGAGCUACUGGGACUACUGUUCAGGGACAGUCUUCAUCUUCUAGGGGUAGCUCUUUUGAUGACUUCAAGAAAUUGGGUCCUCCUUACUUUUCUGGUGCUACAGAUCCCACAGAGGCAGAGGCUUGGAUCCUUAAGAUGGAGAAAUUCUUUGGUGUGAUAGAUUGCUCUGAGGAGCAAAAAGCCUCUUAUGCAGCUUUUAUGUUAGAUAAAGAGGCAGAUCAUUGGUGGCGUAUGACUAGGAGACUUUUGGAGGAUCAGGGACCCAUAACAUGGAGACAAUUUCGGGAGGCUUUCUACAAGAAGUAUUUCCCUGACAGUGUUAGGCGGCAGAAGGUGGGAGAGUUUAUUCGUUUGGAACAGGGGGAUAUGACUGUGGCUCAGUAUGAGGCCAAAUUUACAGAGUUAUCACGUUUUUCCCCACAGUUGAUUGCUACAGAGGAGGAAAAGGCAUUAAAGUUUCAGGAUGGAUUGAAGCCUUAUUUGAAGAACAAGAUAUCUAUUCUGAAGCUUGGUGUCUAUUCAGAGGUUGUUGAUAGAGCCCUUAUAGCAGAGAAAGAUAAUGAGGAGCUUCAUCAGUAUAGGGAACAGCAAAGGAAGCGAAAUAGAAGUGAUGGUGCUCAUGGUAAUCAAGCACAGCGAAGGGCUACAUCAGGAAGAAAUCAGAAUAAAGGGAAGACAACGCAGAAUUUGGAUGAGAUUUGUUCUACUUGUGGUAAGAAGCAUGGGGGU